This is a messenger RNA of Phytophthora sojae, 315 nucleotides long. RefSeq lists its product as hypothetical. NCBI's taxonomy places the organism in Eukaryota, Oomycota, Peronosporomycetes, Peronosporales, Peronosporaceae. The annotation marks the transcript as partial. The record is from RefSeq and is a predicted model, not a curated record. The transcript has a single exon.
AGGUUUGGCCCUGUUCAGCAUGGAAUUGUCUCGUUGACAACCGGUCUAUUUCUUGGAGGUCAUGUGGCAUCUCGAGGAGAGUCUACGCUGGAUAUCGUGAAAUUUUUGCAGCGUUCUCUGUCUGGUGCAUCAACGGAGAGCCGAAUCCAACUUCCAGGGAUAAUACACGCUCUAGAUAGAGGGUACCAGUCCGCCGCCGUGAAUGAACAAAUCCACAGCGUUGGGGGCAAAGUUGUCGGGACACACAAGCGCACUGGACGCUUUCCAUUCACAUACGAUAUGGGCUGUCGGUCUAUUGUGCAACACAAAAACUAG